CUCAACUACUGUACACUUAGUACUGCCAACCUCGCUCCUCGUCGUGCACCACCACUACCACAAUCACCUGCAGCGCUGCCUCCUGCCAGCCGUUCACUCUUUCCGCAGCUUCUUGUGAGACAUUGGAGUGCUGGCCCCACUCAUUGGUCGUGUCCCUCCUGGAUGGAAAGAUAACAGCUCCCGCCUCCCAACCGGCAAGCUCCCUCUCAACCGACCAUUCCAUCGAAUACUGCAACUGCGUGUGUAAUUGCUGCAGCGCACCGUCUGUUCUCGCCCUCGCCCUCGCCCUCGCCCUCGCCCUCGCCCUCGCCCAAAACCUCAACCCGCACUCAUCGUCCAUUUCCGCCCACAAUCUCCGCCAAGAUGAGCACGACAGCCUUGCCGCACAAGGCCGCCAUGAGACGCACCGCCACUGUCGACUCCAUGCCCUCCACCGUGUCGAAUUCGACGGCAGCCACGCCAAACGACUCACCCACUGCCUCGGCAUCAUCGACAUCCCUGUCCUCCCUGGGGUCUGUCGAAGACUUCCAGAAAGAGCCUGCGCGGAAGCUUGUUGACACCUACGGAAACGAGUUCCAGCUCCCAGACUACACCAUCAAGGACAUCCGAGAUGCCAUUCCCAAGCACUGCUACGAGAGGUCAGCUGCAACUGGUCUCUACUAUGUGGCACGCGACAUUGUCUCCUUAGCCACCACCUUCUACCUGUUCAACCGCUUCUGCACCCCGGAAUACGUGCCUUCGAUGCCUCUCCGAGCUGUGCUCUGGGCUCUGUAUACCUUUGUCCAGGGUCUUUUUGGCACCGGUCUUUGGGUUCUUGCCCACGAGUGUGGUCACCAGUCUUUCUCGCCCAGCAAGAUCCUUAACGAUACCGUGGGUUGGUUCUGCCACUCUGCCCUGCUCGUCCCGUAUUUCAGCUGGAAGAUCAGCCACGGCAAGCACCAUAAGGCCACUGGGAACAUGGAGCGGGAUAUGGUAUUCGUGCCUCGCACACGUGAAGAGCAUGCCUCCCGCACGGGAUAUGUGCUCCACGAGAUGCACGAGCUGUUGGAGGAGACUCCAAUCUACACCGCUACCAUGCUCAUUGGACAGCAGCUUGCUGGAUGGCCUCUUUACCUGCUCAAGAACGUGACUGGACACAACAACCACGAGAAGCAGCCAGAGGGCAAAGGCAAGGGCAAGAAGAAUGGAAACUUCAGCGUCAACCACUUCAUGCCAAGCAGCCCGUUGUAUGAGAAGAAGGAUGAGCAUCUCAUUCUGCUCUCGGAUCUGGGUCUCUUCCUUGUGGCUUCCGUCUUGACUUAUAUGGGUCGCACAUACGGUUGGACCAAUCUCCUGGUCUGGUAUUUCAUCCCGUACCUUUGGGUGAACCACUGGCUCGUUGCCAUCACCUACUUGCAGCACACCGACCCAUCGCUUCCACACUACACUGGUGAUGUGUGGAACUUCACCCGCGGCGCCGCUGCCACCAUCGAUCGUGAAUUCGGCUUCAUCGGACGCCAGCUGCUCCACGGAAUCAUCGAGACACACGUCCUCCACCACUACGUCUCGACCAUCCCAUUCUACCAUGCCGAUGAGGCUACCGAGGCCAUCAAGCCUAUCAUGGGAAGCCAUUACCGAGCAGACACCAAGGAUGGUUCCAUCGGCUUCCUGAAGUCCAUGUACAAAAGCGCCCGCUGGUGUCAAUGGGUUGAGCCAAACGAGGGUGCCAAGGGUGACCAGGCCAAGGUGUUGUUCUUCCGUAACAGGAACGGUCUCGGCCUGCCACCAGCGAAGCUCCAAAAGAAAGGUAUGACAAUUGGCGAUGAUUCUUCUUCAUGAGGUGCAAAGAGAUCGUGUUUCGUCGGGCAUUAGCGAGCAUGAUGGCGCAGAUGUCGAUUUAUAUUCCUGUCAAUCGCUAUGGGAAGAUUUGGACAGCACCAGGCGCGGCGUUUUAGACGGUCGGGUACGCCUUGGGAAGGCUGAGGCGCAAUAUUUAUCAUGUAGAAAGAGCGAACACUAGAUCAAAGAAUCCCAUAGACGAACUAGAAUCGUAAUGGCAAGUCGUACGUGACAAACCAUGAUCUUC
Pseudocercospora fijiensis CIRAD86 is the source of this 2065-nucleotide messenger RNA. RefSeq lists its product as uncharacterized. Gene Ontology annotation, molecular function: oxidoreductase activity. Gene Ontology annotation, biological process: lipid metabolic process. Bases 364 to 1818 code for a protein of 484 amino acids. The record is from RefSeq and is a predicted model, not a curated record. Lineage: Eukaryota; Fungi; Ascomycota; Dothideomycetes; Mycosphaerellales; Mycosphaerellaceae. The transcript has 2 exons.